Molecule: messenger RNA, 1877 nt
Organism: Musa acuminata AAA Group (dessert banana)
Lineage: Eukaryota; Viridiplantae; Streptophyta; Magnoliopsida; Zingiberales; Musaceae
Exons: 2
Coding region: 469-1674 (401 amino acids)
Biological process (GO): regulation of defense response to fungus
Source: RefSeq, a predicted model, not a curated record
CAGUUGAAGUCGAUUCCAGUUGCUGGUGAAGAACCUUAUACGCGAGGAAGCACGAAGACAAACUCGACUUGACCGUCGCGGUUGCGUGGUCAUAUAUUCUACCGACGACAGUGCGCUGGAGAAGCCUUUCUCCUCUUCGUUCUCAUGUUUCUUUCUUCCCUUCUUCUGAGGUCAUCUUAAAGUAGACGACGACGACGACGACGACGACGACGACGACGACGAAGAGGGGUUUCAAAGAACCGCUGAUCUCAAAGGAUGCAGUGAUUCCAAGUGAUUGUUGCCAGAAAGGAGGUGAAUUGGAGCAUGAAGAAGAUUGCAUCGAAGAGAAACUUCCGAGGAUUACCACGGUGGAGAUGUCAAUACCACAGAUUCUACUCCCUCUGAUGGCAGUGUCUCUUCUGGCAAUGAUGGGUGCAGUGUUUUCACGCCUCAUAAACAUAUGGAGUUGUCUCGAAGUCUCAAGCUUCGAUGGACACUGAUACGCAUAAAGAAGAACGGACGAAGAAGAUGACUGCACAUGAACGGCUUCAAAACGAGUUGUGUGCAGUAAACGAAAGGCAUGUAAUGCGAGAUAGGCGUCUUGACUCUCAAGACUUCCAUUCGGUGCAGAGCUGGCUGGAAGCAGAAAAUGAUGAGCCUGUGAAGUCGUCUCUCUCGAGUGAUGCAGAGUUCCACGGCAGUUCAUACGAUGAUCAAAAUGGCAGUCCAUCAGAUGGGCUCGACACGCUCGAGCACAUUCGAAUGGAGAUACUGAGGAAGGCUGAUGAGUUGAGAGAGGAAAUCAGCGAGGUGUUCGACAGAUCUGAGGAAGGCCAGGGACGAUUUCACCUCACAGAAGAGAAGCUUCCUCCUAAAGCAAAGAAUGUUCCUCGACCACACCGGUUAACAAACCAUCUUCCAAGAUCACCCCUUGUCGCUUGCUUGCAUUGCCGUCAUGGAGAGUGCCACCAAACAUCUGUGAAGCCCACAACCAAAGCUCGGAUCGAGCAUGAAGAAGCAGGGAGCAGGCGGCGGAUGAAGCGACAUUGUCGUCCUGUUUUAGGUGGAGCUCCCUUUGUCGUCUGCUACAAUUGCUUGCAGUUGCUGCUGCUCCCCUUGGAUUUCUUCAUUGCAAGGAGAAGAUUGUGCAAGCUGCAGUGCGGUGCUUGCUCAAAAGUGCUCAUGUUUUCCUUCAGAACUCGAAAUCGCGGGGUCCCUUUCGUGCCGAUCGAGGAAGAGCAACCAACAAGCGAGGCGGAGACAAGUGCAGAUGCUACUCUCGGACAGGAGACAUCGAAUUCACCAUCGAAUGAUAGCUCUCGCUGGGACUCACUUUCUUGCUCAGAUGAGAAUGCACUCUCUCUUGGCAUCAGCUACUCCACGGAUGUCGAAAGGAACGAUAAGCUUCCGCCAUUUUUGCAGCUUCAUCAGCUUAUGGGCUACGGUUCGGCUACUGAGUUCUUAUACCGGCACAGCGAUGAUAUGGAUGAAGAACUUGAAGCAACUGAACCGAGCACACCACACCGCAGUAGUCCUGAGGAAGAGGAAGCGUCCGUUGGAGAUGGAAUCGAGGAGACAGCCAUUGAGGGAGACGAGUCAGCAGGGCGAUCGAGAACCAGAAAACCUCCACUGCAUGGAUUGCUGAAGAUCAUGAAGCUGAGGAUCCAGAAAACCGGAAGGAAAAACUCAGAUUAGCAAUUGGAGGCUAUUUGGGGUGACAUCUCAGGCUUCAUCGACUCUUUGACACAUCGAUGUCUUCCAUUAGGGUAAAAGCACAGAAGAAUUCUACAGAGUGGCCUGUACAUAAAUAACUGCAUUCAUUUCCUAUGCAUGAAUUACUCAAGUUGGAUAUGUUUCAACUCCUGCUUUUUGCUGUAUGAUUAUUAAAUUCUUCAAGU